ACACACGGAAAUGAGAAUUUUCAGGAAGGACUGCAUCAUUUUUACGUACAGACACGCAUGUAUAUGGCUUGCCUUGUCAAGUACAAGCAGCUGCAGCCCAAUGAACUUACCAAUGAACAGGCCCUUGAAAUUUAUAAAGAAGUAUCAUCGAAGAGAGCUGCUUGGCAAGAUGUGAGAAAUGUGCUCAAAAUUUGGGAUUCCUACAUUCAAGACAUACCUUCUAAUUAUUUGUCACUGUCCUUCCAUACAGUUAAGACUAAAAGAGCUAAGCUGAAAAAGAGCAAGAGAGACUUAUGUAAGUUGACGCAGUAUCUUUCUGAACCGUUUGUGCUGUUGCUUAAACGUGACAGUAGGGUGAAAGGAGUGCAAAGAAAGGGCACUGAAGAAUCCUGUGAACCACCUGUUGACUUGUGUGAACCACCUACCAAACGGCGUCAUUCUGACCAGCGUCAAGCUGAUGCUUCUGGAGAAACAGUCCAGAAGCUUGGUGCUGAGGUGAAGUUGCUGCAACAGAAAGUGAAAACAUUGCUCAUAGAGAACAGUCGCCUCCGGAAGGAGAACGGUCAUCUUCAAGACCAUGUGGACAUAUUGAAAAGAAAAUGUUCAGUGUACAAUCCAAGGAGAGUCAACCUGAUGAUUAAACGCAAAGAAAAGUCUAUAUGCUUGUGGAAAGAGAAAUGUAGGAAAUUACAAAUCUCUGCUGCCAAAGGUGAACGCCUUCAGGAAAAACUUGAGAGUUUAAAAAGAGAAAAAAAGCAGUUGAAAUGGGCUAAGUCUAAACAAGCAUCAAGGAUUAGAGCUGCCAAAAAAGCUUGGAAGUCUAAAAAGGAAGAAAUUACCAAGAAUGUGCAAGCACCUCUUGUGAAAACACUAACUGAAAAAAAUAAUUAUAUAAAACUACUGAAAGAGGGCUUGUGUGAUUUGGAGCACCAGGUUGACAUUUUGCAGGAAAGGUGUGACAAGACAGAUGUAACUUGAUGGUUAAAGCAUUUGUAUCCCUAAGCCUCAGUGAAUCUUAUUUAGAUCAACAUGGGAAAUGGGAGAGGUGGGAGGUAGCAAAAAUUUGACAAAUUUAAUAUUUUCCUAAAUUUCCCCAAAAACCUGGCACGCUGUUUAAAAGUCUAUACAGUAGUAGUUCUUUAUUCUUAUACAUGGCAUAUAUUCCAUUUACCCUCCCUUUGCUGACUUUUUAGAAAUAAUCAGUUUAAAAGUUUGUCCUCAAAAACUUUCACUUUAGACUUUUCCUAGAUAAAAUGUUCUUAGUCAAGUGUCAACACAGGUCAGUUCCGUCAGUUCCCAAUGCAGUUGUUGAGGGAGUGGUAUACAAUGUACUAUAAAGAUGAGUACAAAUCUGGUAUUUGGGGAACACUUUUUUUAUGUCAUUUUGUGUAAACAAACAGCUAGUGCCAUUUGUUUGGAGUCCAUUAGUACAUGUACGUGGGUACUUCUAUUCUACACACUGUAUAAUGUAUGUUUGUGUAAUGUACCUGUGCUAAUGCAUUGGGGGACAACGAGCUGAGAUAAAGGUAAACUUUUAGACAACCUCUUACACCGCAGAAGUUGUCUACACUGUAGAAUGUACAAUGUACAUGUAUUGUUUUAACAAUAACUUAAAAGUUGUUGGUAACGUGGGAGUCACUAGAUGUACUUGUAUCAAUUUGAAAGUGAAUUGACUGUGACUAACUUGCUCAUGCAGUGAAAUUAAAAGCCAUACAUGGAGGUUGACAGAGACCAUAGUAAAAGAGAAGCAUGCCCAUAAUCUGGCAACAUCAGUUGUUUUUUUUAAUGCACAUUGUAAGAGCCCAUUCAGAACAGAAGAUCCGCAUAUCAACUGAUCCGUGGAUCAAUAUGGCAGACGUUACAUAAAAGGAAGACCACUCGAUCCUGUAAUAGUCUCUCUGCCUCUCACCUGAGAAAAAUUAGGUGCGCAUGCCCACUGGUCUUGGUUGAUCAGUUUAUCGUUAAUACUCCCAUUAGUUGGGUCAUUUCAUUUCAUUCAACCCAGUGUCUCCAUAGAAAGAAUAUGAAGUAUAUUCUUUUUGAUCAGUUAUUUUUGGUUUUGUUAUUUAUAGAAUUUCAUAGUUUAUUUAAAGAAAGGCAGAAAUUGUGAUCAAGUUUCUUAAUAAUGAUCAUUGAUUAUAAGUGAUUAUUGAAAUUUAUCAUUUUUGUAUUUUAGUAAAUUUAAGCAUGGUGAAUCACACGUAGCGAGUAUGUUAUUGUCAUUUUUCUUUUCCUCAUUUUAAGUUUUUUCGUGUCUUGUAAAUUUUUGUACAAAAUCCAAGAUCCAGUGAAGAACAUAAGCCUUUUGUUGACUUUGCUUAUCUGCAUAUCCCUCGCAUACGUACUACAAUAAAA
Lingula anatina is the source of this 2355-nucleotide messenger RNA. RefSeq lists its product as uncharacterized. The record is from RefSeq and is a predicted model, not a curated record. NCBI's taxonomy places the organism in Eukaryota, Metazoa, Brachiopoda, Lingulata, Lingulida, Lingulidae.